This is a messenger RNA of Cyprinus carpio (common carp), 3033 nucleotides long. Its product is annotated as tyrosine-protein phosphatase non-receptor type 9-like. Gene Ontology annotation, biological process: protein dephosphorylation. Lineage: Eukaryota; Metazoa; Chordata; Actinopteri; Cypriniformes; Cyprinidae. The record is from RefSeq and is a predicted model, not a curated record. Gene Ontology annotation, molecular function: protein tyrosine phosphatase activity.
GUAAAUUCAUACAUUUUUGUGUGAGUCCGGUUUGGGGAUUGAACCCGCGACUUUGUCGCUAUAAGCAACACGCUCUAAACAGCUGAGCUCACCGGCCUAGAAGCUGUCUUAAAGAGUAUACUGCCUCCAGUCUAUUGUCCUCCUACCUACUUACUAAAAUCCAUAAAUAUCUUGUGUACGAACUUCCAAGCAUAGUUUCACCACGUUACUACGCAUGCGCGAGAUCAUGAUGCACGCCGCUGUGACGCCGUUUGACAGGCAUCAGCGGCGCGUUCCCGACAGCUGAGAGAAACGCACUUUAAAAUCGUAUGUGAUAUUUACCCUUCUGGAGAGUUUCUAAGGGUUAGAUUUAAUUUUGAAUUUGUUUAUUUUUUUGCUUGUAAAUAUUAUAGUGUCUUCUGGGACAAAGUGUAAUUAUGGUUAAAAGAGUGUUUGAAAAGUGGUUGAAUUGAACCUGUCCUUUAUGUAUAUUAAGUAUGGAAACUAUGAAGAAGGUGGUAAAAAAGGUUUGUUGAUUAAUGUUUUACUGGUGUUAGCGAAUAAUUUUAUUCACAAAUUUUGAUUUUUUUUUUAAAUCACCCACGUGUUUAUAGUGUUUAAGAAUUAUUUGAGACAAUACUCAAAAACUUUGUCAAAAAAAAAAAAAGAAGAAAAAAAAAAGUUCCCGACAGCUGAGAGGGCGCGCCCGUAGACGUUGCUGCUCAGGCUUCAAGAUGGCGGAAGCCCUGACAACUCAAGAGGAGGCGGCGGUGAAGGAGUUCCUGGCUGAGCUGAGGCAUUGGGAACAGUCACAGAAUGCAGAUCUUAUCAGUCAGGUGACAGCGGUUAAGUUCCUCACGGCAAGAAAGUUUGAUGUUUCCAGAGCCAUAGACCUCUUCCAAGCUUACAAGAACACCAGAAUAAAGGAAGGCAUCUACAAUAUUAACCCAAAUGAGGAGCCUUUAAGGAGUGAGUUACUUUGUGGGAAAUUCACAGUUCUGCCCGGCCGUGACGCGAAAGGUGCGGCUUUGGCGCUUUUUACAGCACGUCUCCAUCGCCCAGACCUCACUACCCAUAAGGCUGUUCUUCAGGCCAUUAUAUAUCAGCUGGACAAGGCCAUUGAGAGUGUUCAGACACAGAGAGACGGGCUUAUUUUUAUCUAUGAUAUGACGAACUCCACAUAUGCCAAUUUUGACUAUGAGCUUUGCGUCAAGAUUUUGAAUCUGCUUAAAGGGGCUUUCCCUGCUCGUCUGAAAUGCGUCUUUAUUGUGUCAUCUCCACUGUGGUUCAGAGCACCAUUUGCGGUACUCCGUCUGUUUGUGAGAGAGAAACUGAGAGAAAGGGUGUGCACUGUAAAAGCCCACGAACUGGUCAAUCACAUCCCAGUCAGCUCCCUUCCAGAACAUUUGGGUGGCUCGUCACAGUAUAGUCACAUUGCCUGGAUCCAGUCCUGCGUCAACUCCAGCCCCAACCACCCCAAUAACUCUCCCUACGUCACUGGGGACUGCUUGGGCAGUCUCCUCCGCUCCUACUCCAUGGAGCAUAGCCAGAACACUUCAGCAGACCCCUUAGCUGCCAAUACUUCGGGGGCCACCCUACUGGGGGACGGACUAAACUCAAACUGCCCCAUACUGGAUGACGGCAAUGCCAACCUGCAGAACCACAGGACUGCAGGGCAUGCACAUUGGAAUGGCUCUGUACUGCCAGGUUCAGGGGGAAUCUUGGGGUCCAACGCCAAUGUCGUAAAUGGGCGUGGCCGGCGGCCGCCCCCACAGUCAGACACGCCCCCAGACACACCCCUGCACCAAAAAAUCACAGCUGGUGCAAUAAUACCAGGAGGUGGAGGAACUAUGGGUACAGAAGGCGCAUGUUUGGAUGACAGAAGGCAGGAUGGCAAUGGUGCUGAGGACAUCCAACAGGAUGUGGAGUUUCUGGAAGAGCAUGGAGGGGAUGGCAUUCCACCCCUUCCACUAAAAUCGAGGCCGCCACCCCUCCAUCACAGCCCCGCCCCAGAUAUGAGCUGGCUACCGGGAACAACGACGGAAACGGCUGCGUUGUCGGUGCAUGUGGCUGAGCCGGGCGGAAUGAGCGUGCAGGAUCUGGUGCAACAUGUGAAACGUAAAAAGAAGAAGGGCAUUUAUCAGGAGUAUGAGGAGAUACGCAAAGAACCUCCUGCUGGAACCUUUGACUACUCUAAGAAAGUUUCUAACCAGAUAAAGAAUCGCUACAGUGAUGUCCUCUGCCUUGACCAAUCACGUGUUCGACUCUGUCCGCUCAACAAUGAGGAUGAUGAGACAUCUGACUACAUAAAUGCUAGUUUCAUGGAUGGUUACAAGAGGAGUAAUGCUUACAUCGCUACUCAGGGGCCUUUGCCAAAAACGUUUGGAGACUUUUGGCGAAUGGUGUGGGAGCAAAUGGUUUUAAUCAUUGUUAUGACUACAAGAGUUGUAGAGCGAGGCAGAGUGAAGUGUGGACAGUACUGGCCAUUAGAAGCUGGGCGCACUGAGGAUUAUGGGUCCUUUUUGGUGAGAAAUAUCCAUAUUGAGAUGUUUCAGGACUUUAAGCUAUCAUACCUGGAGAUCUUCAACACUCAGACAGGGGAAUGUAGGGAAGUGUCUCAUUACCUCUACAUGAGCUGGCCAGACUUUGGUGUUCCGAAGUCAGCGUCGGCCAUGUUGGAUUUCCGGGCACACGUGAAACAGAGACAAGAAUCCUCAUUACGAACACUGUAUCCUGAUUGGAUGGGACCCCCAGGGGGCCCCCCAGUGGUGGUGCACUGCAGCGCAGGCAUCGGCCGAACAGGCACGUUUUGUACGUUAGACAUUUGUCUCUCUCGUCUGGAGGACAUCGGGACAGUGGACAUUAAGCAGACGGUGCGUCGCAUGCGGACACAGCGUGCCUUCAGCAUCCAAACAUGGGACCAGUACUACUUCUGCUACAAAGCAGUGAUCGAGUACGCCCAACAGACCGGCCUGCUGCAGCCUGUGGAGUGGUCCGACACCGAGCUGGAGACCGACAGCGAGUGAAUCAGAAAAAACAGAACUCGCAGGUGAG